Oncorhynchus tshawytscha (Chinook salmon) is the source of this 2977-nucleotide messenger RNA. It is a transcript of the gene ism2a, whose product is annotated as isthmin 2a. The transcript is spliced from 7 exons. The record is from RefSeq and is a predicted model, not a curated record. Bases 869 to 2287 code for a protein of 472 amino acids. Lineage: Eukaryota; Metazoa; Chordata; Actinopteri; Salmoniformes; Salmonidae.
CUCAGAACGUCACCCGUAAAGGGGAGAUGCGGAUCGAGCCCUCAGCCAAUGAGGCCACUAUACUACGAGUGGUGUCUGCGAAGGUGACUGGGACUGAACAGAUGGUGACAGAGAGAGAGAAGCAGCGACGAAUGUAGAUGACAUACGAUUAUUCUCAAGCAGUCAUAGAAGAGGUUCCUUACAACAGGCACAGCAGAGCGCAUGCGAGCAUAUUUGAGUUAGCAGCAUUUAAGGUUAGAGAAAGUUACUUAUUCAAAUUCGGGAUAAACUCAAGUCCAUUUAUUUCAAAGGAGUAUACUAUAAGGGUGUAAUAGCAGGACCGAAGAAGCGUGUACGGAAAGCGAGCAAGUAAGGAGACGAAGCGUCUGGACAGUGUAAAGUCAAAGGAGGAUAGGUAGGCAACAUAGCUACCAGCCGAUAGCCUGAUCUAGUUCUGAACGGUUUUGUUACAAGACUAAGACUGGAUAUUGGCGGGAGAAGAGCCAACGGGAAUUAAUGAUCACAGUGCAAAAUAUGUUAAGCAACCUUUGAGCGUCAACGUUGGAAGUUACCUAAUGGCGCAUUUGGGGAGCAAAGAGCACAGAUGAGACGCAUCAAAUUGGUUCAAAAUUCAGCUCCAGCUCUGAAAGCUGAGUUCACGUUCAAACAACAUUGGAUUAAGAAUCGUAUAUCGCAAAGUCUUACAUAUUGAUUUCGGAUUUAUAGUGAUUAUAUUUAGGCUAUGGAUCAGAGGCGAGGGUUCUGAAAACGUGUCCAACACGCCGAGCGGCUUCGAAAUAUCUGCUGUUGCUUUCCACACCGACCACAGCAUCGCAACACCAGCAAACACCGACGAAACCAACAGCUGUUGUCCCAACUUGGAAAAGACAUGCAAAAGAUGCACAGGAAGGUUAACCUGCUGUGGGUAGUCUUCUUGACGAUGACUCAGGUGUCAAUCAAGAGCUUCCCCACCAACAGUCACAAAAGUGCAGUCCCUCAGGACAGGAGCACUGCGACCACGGAGGCUAGCCCAGGUGGCGAUGUGGGUGAGACUCUGGAGGACCUCCAGCAGCAGAACCAGCUCCAGAGCUUGGCAUCAUCCAACCCAUCCUCUCAGAGACCCCGACGCCGUGGCUGGUCCCAGGGGGUUCUGCCCAAACCAGAACCAGAGGAGGACCCAGAACCCUUCAUCCUGGACCUCAGGAACUUCCCUGAGCUGGCCAACGCAGACCUGGGAUCUCACAACCCUAAUAUACAGGUGACCAUCGAGGUGGUGGAGGACCCACAGACAGAGAUGGAGAUGGACCUGGCCAAGGAGGGGGGGGAGGGGGGCCGCAACGACUGGUCCCUGUCAUCGGAGGAGUGGCUGGGCCACAAGAAGCUGUUCUGGCCUCUGUUCUGGGAGUACCCAGACCAGGCUGAGAGCGGGCCUGGCAGCAGGGCCAGCCUAGAGGAACAGGAGCAGCCCACAGGGGACUAUAACUACAACCCUGAGGAGCAGGAACCUGUGCUUAGUGGGACCGGGGGUGGCUGGGGCAGCCGCUGGAGCAGCAACAAGGGAUGGGACUCCAAGGAGAACUACGAGUACGAAGAUGAGGAGUGGAGCGCCUGGUCACCAUGCAGUGUCACCUGUGGCCAUGGCAACCAGAAACGUAUCCGUUCAUGUGGUUACGCGUGCACGGCGACCGAGUCCCGGACCUGUGACCUGGACAGAUGCCCAGAUGACCUGUUAGCAGUGACUGAGCUGAUACCUCUGGAGACAACAAAUGGCACUGACUCCCUUGACACAAACGUGGACAGCUGUGAGAAGUGGCUGAGCUGUAAGAACGACUUUCUCCAGAAGUACCUCCACCAGGUGCUGACCGAACUACCCAGCUGCCCCUGCUCCUACCCGUCCGAGGCCGUCUACAGCGCCGUCAACAUCUUCGACAAGACUCUGCGUAAGACCUACCGCUGGCGUGACGCCUCCGGCCCCAAAGAACGGCUGGACAUCUACAAGCCCUCCGCCCGCUUCUGCACACGCUCCAUGCUCUCCUUCGACAGCACCACGCUGGCCGCGCAGCACUGUUGCUACGGUGACCACAUGAAGCUGAUCACACGGGGGAAAGGGGCGGGCGCGCCAAACCUCAUUAGUACGGAGUUCUCACCGGAGCUGCAUUACAAAGUGGACGUGCUGCCCUGGAUCCUGUGUAAAGGGGACUGGAGCCGCUUCCACUCUGUGAGGCCGCCCAACAACGGGCUGCAGUGUGCCCACAACCCCACAGAGGACGUGUACCAGGCUGAGCUAGAGGAGGCCCGUGAGUACUGAGGAAGGAGAGGGGGAGGAGUACUGAGAUCCUGAGUGGGGAGAGUCAUACGUGGUUCAAAUGGCUCUAUUGGAUUUGGGCAUGGGCCACAUACUGAAUAUAUUGUGUUAACUAUCAGUUGCUUUGGAUGAAAGGAGACCUGGACAUCCCCUCCCCCUUAUUCAAUGUUUGGUCACAUUGUGGUACAGAGUUUAGUGAACACCUACAUUUUUCUAGUCAGGCUUGACCCAUCCAAAACUGAGUCAAGUUGAAUAAUCUUUUUUCAAUUUUUUUAUUUAUUUUUAAGUUGAAUAUUUUAUCUGGUGUGCGUGGGAAAACUCUAUGAUCUUAAUGGCGCGUUGUUAUGACAUCAUCACCAUCAAGCGUUUCCUCAUUGGAUGACUCAUCAGAAUCCACCUGCCAAUUGGAAUAUGCUUUCCUGUGGAUGACUUACUGUGGUGUUACGGGAAGAGAAAAAACAACUAUUUUCUAACUGGUAAUUUAUUGCUUGUGAAAGUCCGAAUUUUGGAGAGCGUUUUUCUUUUGGGGCUACACUCAAAAAACAAGAAGAAAAAAACACUGGUUUGUAAACGUUGGGAAAUUUUAAAGAGGGAGAGACUGCAAUGAGAUUGUCCUAGUUCUCUCUGACACCCCUCAACCCACCACCCCAUAGACUCACAUGUGCUGCUGCUAUUGAGAAAAUGGAUGGGGGG